UUGUCUGGUCACACUGGGCCCAAGGUUUUGUGUUGUAUGUGUGUGGGUGCGUUAGUAAUAGUUUAUCCAGACUAUGAGUUAAGGAGAAAUUAAAUCAAAACGCCAACGCCCACAAAUGCGUUUUCUCGUACGCUCAGCGUUGCAAAAAAUCUCGAAAACUCGGAAAAAUUGAGACCGCUAAGAAAAUCGAGAACAUCUACAUCAAAUUCAACAGUCAGCUCCUGUGUGUGUGUGUUUUUGUGAGUGCGAGCUUGUGUGACUGUGUGAGAGAGUGUGCGAGCGAGAAGGACGAUUGCGAGGGAGUCGAGCUUUGCCAAUUUCCCAGCCAACUUUCGGCACUUAGUCGCGAUUUUAUCCACCAGAAAUCCAUUUAUUCGGAAUGCAAUGAGUAUGCUGCUCGUUUUCUCUCUAAAAAUGUGCUGAUAAACGGCAAAAGAGACGGGAAAACAACAGCAAAAACCAAAUAGCAGCAGAGGAGCCGAAAAAAUACUUAAUCAAAGGAAAUUAAAUAACAAGGCGGCGGCGGCAACAACACUUACAUAAAUUAACUCGCAAACGCAACAACACUAAUAACAAUAGCUUAUCACACAGCAAUAACAACAACAGCAGAAAUAACAACAAAUCAGCAGCCAGAAAGAACAACAGUUUAUCUCAAAUAUUCAGCCGGCUGCACGAGUGCGAGCAAGAGGGGCAUAUUAAGAGAGCGGAGAGAGAGAGGGAGAGCGACAGAAGGAGGGAGUGUGUGUGUGAGUGGGAGCAGGCAGCAAAAAACAAAAGUAAUAUUUUGCAUUGUUCGACUCGUCCAACUGUAAAUAUCAAGCACUUGCAAAAAACAAGAAACAAAAUGGCACGCGGCUUCGAUCAUCUGUUCAAGUUGCUAAUAAUCGGCGAUAGCGGCGUGGGCAAGUCGUCGCUUCUUAUCCGGUUCUCGGACGACACAUUCUCGGGGAGUUACAUCACCACCAUCGGCGUAGACUUCAAGAUCCGCACUGUGGACAUAGAAGGCAUGCGUGUGAAGCUGCAGAUCUGGGACACGGCCGGCCAGGAGCGCUUCCGCACGAUCACCAGCACCUACUACCGCGGCACCCACGGCGUCAUCGUCGUCUACGACGUGACGAACGGCGAGUCGUUCGCGAACGUACGCCGCUGGCUGGAGGAGAUCCAGAACAACUGCGACGUGGUCAAGAAAGUAUUAGUGGGCAACAAAAACGAUGACCCGGACAGGAAGGUGGUCAUCACAGAGGACGCGCAACGGUUCGCGAAACAAAUGGACAUCGAGCUAUAUGAGACAUCUGCCAAAGAUAACAUCAACGUGGAGAACAUGUUCCUGUCGAUCACGCGGCAGGUGCUCGAUCACAAGCUGCGCACCUCCCCCAACGAGCAGCAGAAGGACACGCUUCACCUGAAGCCCAAUCCCAAGGGCACCAAGGGUGGGAAGUGCUGCAGGUGAAAGCGGCUCUGGCACGGGAGCUGGCAUUGGAACUGGACCGACGGCGACGGCGGGACAGGAAUUGGAACCGGAAUUAGGACCAGGACCUGGAUCAUGUCCGGGGUCGAAUGGAAUCGUUGUGGGGCGCGUAGUUUGUAGGGAUCUUGGCGUACAACACGGCACACACCACUCACUCACAUAGACAUAGCUUACACCAACAAACAACACUCACACACCCACUAGAGACAACAAUUUUUUUGUUUUGUUUUUUUUUCCUCCUGUGUUUUUAUUCGGAAUAAUGCCAGAUAGCCGUAAAUUAAAGUGUAAAAGUGUAAAGCGCAAUUAAAUGUAUUUAGCAAUUUAUAUACAUAUUAAUAUAUACAUAAACAAAAUUUAAACAAAUCGCAUAUUUAUGUACAAGAAUAUAUUUAUAUUUCAAACGGAAAAUUGUAUUUACAAUUACAAAAGCGAUAUAAAGCAAACCAAAAAAUGAGGUCUAAAAUUUCUCUAAAGGAAAACGUUCGAUGAACAUUUAUAUAUACAUAUACAUAUAUAUAGGGGAGAUAAAACAUAAAUUUAUUGGCUUCCGAUCGCGAUUCUUCACUCUUGUUUUAAAUAGUUUUAAAAUUGUAAAGGAAAUUUCUUAUUUGCGUCUGUCACGAUGCGAAACAAGAUAAAAUUGACAGGUACUAAACAUUAUGUUUGCCAAUUAAUUGUUUUUGUUUUAUUUUAAAACCAUUUCCUUUUGGUGAACUUUAUACACAGCUUUAUAUAAUUUAUAUAAAUCUUAAAUCCCGAAUCUCCAUUUAAUUUCGCUUAAGUACAUUUUCAAGCACAUUUACUUGUGUUACUCUCGGAUGCCGCCUUGCGCUGCUAAACAUUAAUUUAUUAUUACUGCCAUUCCAUGAUUGGAUUUACUGUGUUAACGACAAAACCUUUUGAACUUUAUUUUUUUCUUAAUAAUUAAAUAUGGGAUGCUGAGUAUGAAACUUUCGUUUACUUUCAACUCCUAUGUGAAUUUUUUCAAUAAAAAUGGUUGUAUGCUAUUUUUUUAUUUACUUCCAGAAAACAAGAGAUCCAGAUAACCAACAACAAAAUAUUGU
Drosophila rhopaloa is the source of this 2532-nucleotide messenger RNA. Its product is annotated as ras-related protein Rab-35. Gene Ontology annotation, biological process: Rab protein signal transduction; endocytic recycling. The record is from RefSeq and is a predicted model, not a curated record. Gene Ontology annotation, cellular component: plasma membrane; endosome membrane. Lineage: Eukaryota; Metazoa; Arthropoda; Insecta; Diptera; Drosophilidae. Bases 845 to 1450 code for a protein of 201 amino acids. Gene Ontology annotation, molecular function: GTPase activity; GTP binding. The transcript is spliced from 3 exons.